AUGAGGGGAGGGGCCAAACCUGAGCUCUGUGGCUGCAGCGUGUGCGCCAGCAGACCACCACCUAUUUUCACUGGCUUCGUCCCGGCUCCUGUACUUUUCAUGUCUACUGAAAAUAACUCCACGGAUUACUACAGAUGCCAUCACAUUGUGGACGUGGAGUCCGGACAGCCCAUCACCUCAGCGGUGAUGUUUUCGGCGGGUGUCGUGGGCAACAUCAUGGCCCUGGUCCUGCUGGAGGUCCGGCGCAGGAGGACCAGCCCGUCCCUGUACCAUGUCCUGGUGACUGCGCUGCUCAUGACGGACCUGCUCGGCUCCGUUUCCGUCAGUCCUGUUGUACUGUCAGCUUAUGCUCAGAGGAAAACUCUAGUAGGGAUGAGCGCCAACGCGGAGGUGUGCUCCUACUUUGGCUUCAAUAUGACUUUCCUGAGCCUCUCCACGUUGGCCAUCCUGUGCGUAAUGGCGCUCGAGCGCUACCUCUCCAUAGGUCACCCUUACUUUUACGAGAGGCACCUGAGCAAACGCUGUGGUUACGUCACUAUUGCGCUCAUCUAUCUGGCCUGCGUCAUUUUCUGCAUCGCUCCGUUCCUGGGUUUUGGUGAAUACGUGCAGUACUGCCCUGGAACCUGGUGCUUCCUGGACAUGAGCCACGCGGAGGUAAAGGGCCAAGUUUACAUCGGAUUUUACGCAUCUUUCAUCCUCAUCGUUACCUCUACCACGGUGGUGUGCAACAUAGCUGUUCUCCUCCUCUUGGUGAUGAUGUACAGGAGGAGAGUGUCUGCGCAUUCUGCGUCAAGAUCCAUGACGGAGGAAGUGGAGCAUCUGCUGCCGCUGGCCAUCAUCACUGUGGUCUUCAUUUGCUGCACCCUCCCCUUAGUGCUCCGAGUGUACGUAAACUUAACAGGCAGCCAUGAGGAACGUCACGCCGCUGACCUCAGAGCUCUACGUUUACUGUCAUUCCACUCCAUCCUUAACCCCUGGGUCUUCAUCAUCCUUCGCCCCUCCCUGCUGAAAAUCCUUUGGAGGAAGUUGCACAAACCACAAGGGUCCACAUUCAUGCGAGGGAAGACCCUGAAUGCUCGGUCCAAACAAAGGGGGGGGGGGGGGUGCAACCCCAGAAGCCGGAAAAUGAGGAUGACAGUGGACAUGGAUGUGGAUAAGUCUCUGUCUGAGUGUGGAGUGAAGAAAGGCUGA
Messenger RNA from Seriola dumerili (greater amberjack), 1191 nucleotides. It is a transcript of the gene ptger2b, whose product is annotated as prostaglandin E2 receptor EP2 subtype-like. Gene Ontology annotation, molecular function: prostaglandin E receptor activity. Gene Ontology annotation, cellular component: plasma membrane. Gene Ontology annotation, biological process: adenylate cyclase-activating G protein-coupled receptor signaling pathway; inflammatory response; cellular response to prostaglandin E stimulus. The transcript has 2 exons. Bases 1 to 1191 code for a protein of 396 amino acids. Lineage: Eukaryota; Metazoa; Chordata; Actinopteri; Carangiformes; Carangidae. The record is from RefSeq and is a predicted model, not a curated record.